AUGGCCGCGCCGGUAGAUCCAGCGACGAGAAAGAAGGUGUUGAAAGUGGUGUUCUUCUCGCUGUUAUUAGAUUUGAUCUCAUUCACAUUCAUAUUGCCUCUAUUUCCAAAGCUGCUGGAAUUUUAUAGGAAUCUUGAGGCGCCAACUGCCUUUUCCUCUUCAUCCAAGUCUCCUACACUUCUCGCACAUAUCCUCACAUAUCUUAACACAUACAAAGCAUCAUUCGCGAAACCAAUCGACUCUCGAUAUGAUAUUGUGUUGCUAGGUGGAGCUCUUGGGAGUUUAUUCUCCCUUCUCCAAGCUCUCGCGUCCCCUAUAAUCGGUACUCUCUCAGAUAAAUAUGGUCGUCGCACAGCGCUCCUCGCCAGCAUGACUGGCAACAUCCUCAGUGUCCUCCUCUGGGUAUGCGCCACCGAUUUCCGUACCUUUCUCCUCUCGCGCGUCGUUGGCGGACUCUCAGAAGGCAAUGUUCAACUCGCAAUUGCAAUCGCCACAGAUAUAUCAGAUGAGAAACAGCGUGGUGCAACCAUGGCUUUGGUGGGAAUAUGCUUUAGUAUAAGCUUUACAUUUGGACCUGCAUUGGGUGCUUGGCUCAGUACAAUUAGUACUGUGCAGGCAAAUCCUUUUGCCACUGCGGCUGGAUUCUCUCUAUUUUUGAUUGUGACAGAAACCAUUUAUUUGUAUAUGUGUUUGCCAGAGACAUUACCUAGUAAGGUUGCGCAGGCUAAGUUGAAUGGGGAGCCGGCUGCUACAAAUGGGGUUACCAAGGCAGCCGGUUCUUCGACUGAGAAGACGCAAGCUAAGAUGGUAUCCUCGAGUACUGAUGGGGUGAAGAAGCAGGGAAGAACAAAUUCCCACUUCCUACUUAACCUUACCCAUCUUUCUUUCAUUCUGUUCUUCUCCGGCAUGGAAUUUUCCCUUCCUUUCAUGACAUACGAUCUUUUUGGCUAUACGUCCGCACUAAAUGGUCGUCUCUUAGGAUAUAUGGGACUUGUAGCAUCUCUUCUUCAAGGAGGAGUAACCCGACGUCUUCCGCCUCUUCUUUCCGUUCGCAUAGGCGUAGUCUCGUGUCUCGGCGCGCUAUUCCUCCUUGCCCGCAUCAACACCGUUGCAGGUCUCUAUCUAGCCACUACUCUCUUAGCCGUCACAACUGCAACAGUUGUCACGGGUCUCAAUGCACUUAGUUCAUUCGAAGCAGGCGAGGAUGAAAGGGGUGGAAAAUUGGGAAACCUAAGAAGUUGGGGACAACUUGGAAGAGGGCUAGGACCAUUAUUAUUCACAAGUGUCUAUUGGUGGGCGGGAAGAGAAGUGGCAUAUAGUAUCGGAGGUGUGGGUCUCAUGGGAGUGGCAUUAUUGGUUACUUUUGGAUUAGAGACUCCGGGAGGAGAGAAAGGAAAGAAGAUUGGGGAUGUUAAAGAGGAAGUGGGAGAGUUGUAG
Messenger RNA from Botrytis deweyae, 1437 nucleotides. RefSeq lists its product as uncharacterized. The coding region runs from base 1 to 1437 and encodes 478 amino acids. Gene Ontology annotation, molecular function: transmembrane transporter activity. Gene Ontology annotation, cellular component: brush border membrane. NCBI's taxonomy places the organism in Eukaryota, Fungi, Ascomycota, Leotiomycetes, Helotiales, Sclerotiniaceae. The record is from RefSeq and is a predicted model, not a curated record. Gene Ontology annotation, biological process: transmembrane transport. The transcript has 5 exons.